AAGUUUAAGCGUAAGAGGGAAAAAAAAAAUAAAAUUAAUAAUUAAAAAAAAUCUGAAGUGCAGAAUAUCAACAGAGGCUUGUCUGAAACCCUAGCUCCACUCCCUCAUUCUUCCUCCAAUCUUUCCUUUGCUGUGCAACAUUUUCAUUUUCAAGGUUUUUGGCUAUUUUCCUUGAUUGUGAGUCCCUUCUGUGUAGUGCAGCUAACUCUCUAAACUUCUAUCAUUUAUAAGAGACAUGUUUGUAUGGGUUCUCCUUUUUAUCCACUUUGGCAGUAUUGAUAAAGAGUCACAAAUCUCAACAAAGUUAGGACCUUGAAGAAGUAGAAUAUUUAUUUCUAUAUGACUCCCUGAUACCUGCGAGGAGGUUCAAAGUGCUUAUGCUAUUAUUCCUGAAAGAGAGUGAUAAUUACUGAGGUGACCUUCCUUCUCUGUGUGGCAGCCGCAAAGUGCUACAUCAGAUGUCUGAAAGUGCUAUGGCGGUAGUCAAACCUGAGAUGAAGUCUUACAUUUGGCUUCAAACUGCUGACGGCUCAAUACAACAAGUUGAAGAAGAGGUUGCUACGUUUUGCCCUAUGAUUUGUCGGGAAAUACUACAAACAGGGAUGGGGUCCUCCAAAAAUUAUGCAAUAUCUCUCCCACAGCGAGUGAAUCCUGCUAUAUUAGGUUUAAUUCUUGACUAUUGCAGGUUUCAUCAAGUACCAGGUCGUUCCAACAAGGAGCGUAAAACAUUUGAUGAGAAAUUCAUUCGCAUGGAUACAAAAAAGCUAUGUGAGUUGACGUCUGCUGCUGACAGCCUCCAAUUGAAACCUUUGGUUGAUUUAACUAGUCGAGCACUUGCGCGAAUUAUUGAAGGAAAGACUCCAGAGGAGAUCAGGGAGACAUUUCAUCUACCUGAUGAUCUCACCGAGGAGGAAAAGCUGGAGCCCUUACGAAACAUAACAGAUGAUCCACGUAUUCGGCUCUUAAAUAGAUUAUAUGCACGGAAGAGAAAAGAAUUAAGAGAAAGAGAGAAAUUGAAGAACGUUGAGAUCGAGGAGCGGGUAGAUGAUAGAUCAGUCGAUGAUCUUUUGUCUUUUAUAAAUGGAGGAGAUGGAGAUUCGAAGGCAGUUAAAACAAAUAAAAACAAAAAGAAAAAUCGAAGGAGAAAAGAUCAACAGAAGGAUUCUUCUUCAAGUAACGAAAAUGGGAACCAUGAUAAAAUAGGGGAAUUGGAUGCUCUUCCUUCUUGUUGCCAGAAUAACGAGUUUAACAAGAUUUUGGGGGCAUCUCCAAGUAGAACUGUGAAAUCACAGGAUUCGGCAGCUGCCAUGUAUGCAUCGAAGAUCGAGUUUGAUGAUGCUGAUAUUUAUGAUGAUCUAGAUCCUGCAAUGAAAGAGGAACUUGACAGGGAAGUAGAAGACUUUGCUAGAAGAUUGAAUUCAGAUUGGCCGGAACGAGUGCAAGAAAUUUUAUCGCUAGGCCAAGAAAGAAACCUUGUGACAGUAUUAACUGGCAAUGGUUCAUCACCCAGAUUCACAAAUAUUGUAUUAAGUACAGGAUGGUACUAUCGAAAUGGGUCGCCACAAACAUUUGAGGGGUGGAGCAUUUCAGUUUUAGAUAAUUGCUAAACUAAACCGUGCUAUUGAGAAUUAGAUAAACAUGAAGUUCCAAGUUUUUGAACUAGAGCUAUUGGAGUGAUUGGUGCAUUUAUUUGAUAUGUCUAGAACAGGUGCUGAUAGGAGGUAGUAGUCUUCCUGUCAGAGUUCGGAGGUAGUGCCAGUUAGAAACGACCUCUGCUUUCCGGUACAUGAAUACGGUAGCUCAGUCGAUUUGAAUAAGCCAGAUUGUGGGAGAAGCUACCGUUGGAAACUUGGAAGGAAGCAAGAGUUUGCAAGGAUUUCAGUGUAAAUUGUGAAUGGGAAGAUUUAGAAGCACUAUUUCAUGAGGAAGAUGCAAAUUUUUGUUUUGUGGGAUUAUGUAUGGCAGAGAAGUGAAAGAGAGUCAUAAAAGGAAUGGGAGCGAGGAGAGGAAAAACUGGCGCUAUAUCGCUGAGAGCAUAAUUGGCUCAUCCCUUUUUCUUGAGCCUUUUUUUCCCUUCUUCUUUUGGGUUUCCAUUUUGUUUGUUUGUAACUUGAGCCAGCAUUAUUUUGGCUAAAUGUAUUGUUGUUGAAAUUAAUGUCCGUUGCAUAAAAAUGGUAAUCUUAAUUCUUUCCAUUUGUUUGUAACCCCAAUUUUGUUAUUCAAUAGUGAAGCAGUUUUGGUGAUAAUGCAAAGGAAGAUGGUCAUUUGAUUCUU
Messenger RNA from Benincasa hispida (wax gourd), 2274 nucleotides. Its product is annotated as SKP1-like protein 21. The record is from RefSeq and is a predicted model, not a curated record. Gene Ontology annotation, biological process: ubiquitin-dependent protein catabolic process. NCBI's taxonomy places the organism in Eukaryota, Viridiplantae, Streptophyta, Magnoliopsida, Cucurbitales, Cucurbitaceae.